This is a messenger RNA of Entrophospora candida, 183 nucleotides long. NCBI's taxonomy places the organism in Eukaryota, Fungi, Glomeromycota, Glomeromycetes, Entrophosporales, Entrophosporaceae. The record is from the annotation of a GenBank genome assembly.
AUGUUUGUAGGAUCAAUGACUGGUGCUCCUAAAUUACAUAAUGUACAAUUACUUGAAAAGGGUGGUGUGCCCAUUUCAGUGUUGUCAUUAGAACAAUGUGCUGGUGGUGCUAUCAUAGAUCUUUCAAACCCAGAAAUGGGAUGGCAAGAAAUUUUAUUAAAAUUGCAAUAUAACAAAGUUUGA